This is a messenger RNA of Triplophysa dalaica, 1245 nucleotides long. It is a transcript of the gene dync2li1, whose product is annotated as dynein, cytoplasmic 2, light intermediate chain 1. Gene Ontology annotation, cellular component: ciliary basal body; cytoplasmic dynein complex; axoneme. Gene Ontology annotation, molecular function: dynein heavy chain binding. The record is from RefSeq and is a predicted model, not a curated record. NCBI's taxonomy places the organism in Eukaryota, Metazoa, Chordata, Actinopteri, Cypriniformes, Nemacheilidae. The transcript is spliced from 13 exons. Gene Ontology annotation, biological process: intraciliary transport involved in cilium assembly; intraciliary retrograde transport. Bases 120 to 1196 code for a protein of 358 amino acids.
CGUUACCCCUCGCAACAGUAACCAAGCAUUGCUUCAGUCUACAAAACCCUGAAGCAUCUUAUUUAAUCAAAUUUAUCUCACAAAUACAGUCAUACAAUACAUUCAAGGAACAUCGUGUGAUGCCUAAAAUUAGCUUGAACACAUUAUGGGAUGUGGCUGCAGCGGAGGUUCGCAACAGGGAUGAUGAAGAGGACGAUGAAGAAGAUGCGCACCUCCCCACUGAGAGGACCGUUUUUUUCAUGGGCAGUAAAGCAGGGGGUAAAACAACAAUACUGCUGAGAAUUCUCGACAGAGAUGAAGCACCUAAGCCCACUCUUGCAUUGGAGUACACUUAUGGAAGACGAGCAAGAGGUCAUAAUACGCCGAAAGACGUAGCUCAUCUAUGGGAAUUAGGAGGGGGCAUUUCUUUAUCAGACCUAGUUCAGAUUCCCAUAACAGCUGACAAUAUCAGUACGUUGUCUGUGGUGCUUGUUUUGGAUCUGUCUAAACCCAAUUCGUUGUGGGAGACUAUGGAGAGACUGCUUGGUUCAGCUCGAAGCCAUGUGGGAAAAGUGUUUUCCUCGAUUCAGAAGACAGGAGAAUCCAGGUCUGGCAAACAACAAAGCCAGAACAGAGUUCCAGGAGUCCUCCACAAAGACUAUCCGGACAGGGAGCUCAUCAGCCCCUUUACAGUCCCUCUACUCAUUAUCGGUAGCAAGUUUGACAUCUUUCAGGACUUUGAUUCAGAGAAGAGAAAGGUGAUCUGUAAGACUCUACGGUUUGUUGCCCACUUUUACGGAGCGUCGCUGAUUUUCACCAACAGCAAAUCAGAAUCGACAAUGUCUAAAGCCAGGAGUCUAGUUAAUCAGCUGGCCUUUGGGACUGAAAGACCAAAGUCAGUAUCUACAGAUCCUAGCAAACCCUUGGUUAUUCCAGCUGGCUUAGACUCCCUCAGUCAGAUUGGUCCCCCUGUGACAUCUGAUGUUGAUAUCGGAGCCCUACAUGCCAAAAACCCCUUAGAUCUUUGGAAAAAGGUUUUUGAAAGGGUUUUCCCUUCAGAGAACACCAAGGAACGUACAGAGCUGAAAGAUCCUGCCAAAGACCCCCAGUAUAGUGAGCCCCUUAUAGAUGCAAUUAGAGCACAGAAAGACCAGGAACUGGAGCAGUACAAACGACAGCAGGCAAAGUCCUGGAAAAGUUUGACGCUGGACCCGUAGAUGUGCUCCAAAUACUGAGCUCAGCAUUAAAGUAAUACAUUGUAUCCCA